Messenger RNA from Bacillus rossius redtenbacheri, 5950 nucleotides. It is a transcript of the gene Rcc1, whose product is annotated as regulator of chromosome condensation. Gene Ontology annotation, molecular function: guanyl-nucleotide exchange factor activity. Gene Ontology annotation, cellular component: cytoplasm. The record is from RefSeq and is a predicted model, not a curated record. Bases 290 to 1570 code for a protein of 426 amino acids. The transcript is spliced from 9 exons. Lineage: Eukaryota; Metazoa; Arthropoda; Insecta; Phasmatodea; Bacillidae.
CGUACGUUGGUAGCAUAUUUCAAUUAUCAAUUUUCGUAACGAUACAUGUGUUCAAUUAAUGGGUUAAUAUUUAUAUUUUCGUAUUAAACUUAGCAGUUUUAAUUUUAUUUAGAAAUAUGAUUGGUUUUUGUUAGUGGCUAGUUUUAAAUAUGGGUGUCUGAAGCUACUCGUUGAAAAUUCGAAUUUUUUUUUUCUUUUUAAAGAUAAACACUGGUGUCGAAUGCCGUGUUGCAGAAGUUAAAAGAAAGAAAGAAAGGAUAUCUUGAUACUCAACAAACAAUCUGGUAAGAUGCCAAUCAGAAAACGGGUGUUCACGACCAAGAAACGGAAUUCCGUGGCGGCCAUAGAACCGGGCAGCCCGGUGAAGAAGACAAAGAGGGCAGAGGGCUCGGCCGUGUGGUUCGUGGAGCUCCCGCCGCGGAGGGGGGACCCGGGGCUGGUGCUGGCCUGCGGGCAGGGGGACGUGGGCCAGCUGGGGCUGGGCGACGCCGUGACGGAGCGCUCGCGGCCGGCCCUCGUCCCCGGCCUGGACUCAGUGGUGCAGGUGUGCGCGGGCGGCAUGCACACCGUCGCCGUCGACAAGGACGGGCAGGUGUUGACGGCGGGCUGCAACGAUGACGGGGCGCUGGGGCGGGACACUGCUGAGGAGGGCUCGGAGUCCCGGCCCGGCAAGGUGAGCCUGCCGGCGAAGGCAGUGCAGGUGUCGGCCGGGGACUCCCACUCGGCGGCGCUGCUGGAGGACGGGCGGGUGUUCGCCUGGGGCUCCUUCAGGGACUUCCACGGCGUGAUGGGGCUGACGAAGGCCGGCGUCCAGCGCUCCCCCGUGCAGGUGCUACCCUCGGUGAGGUUCGCCAAGGUGGCUUCGGGAGUGGACCACCUGGUGCUGCUGUCCGAGACGGGGGAGGUGUACACCUGCGGCUGCGGGGAGCAGGGCCAGCUGGGGCGGGUCCCCGAGCGGGCCGCCGGCCGGGACAACAGCCGGCGGGGCAUCGGUCUGUUGCUAGACCCCGCUCCGGUGAAACUGGGCGCCCGCAAAGCCUCCAAGUUCAGCGACAUCUGGGCCGUCAGCUACGGAACAUUCAUCAAGGAAAAAGACAAGGAUGUCAUAUAUGUUUUCGGUCUGAACAACUACUGUCAGUUGGGUUUGAAAGAUCUUAGCUGCCAUUUCCAUCCUCAACUUUCAGCUGAAUUUUCUGGAAAGAAGUGGCUUAAAAUUUGUGGUGGAUUGCAUCAUACAUUGGCCUUGGAUAGUGAAGGCAUCACGUACAGCCUGGGGCGCGAGGAGUACGGGCGGCUGGGGCUCGGCCAGGGCAGCGGGGACGCGAGGAAGCCGACGCCCGUGCUGGAGGAGAAGUGCGUCGACAUCGCCUGCGGAGGCACCGUCUCGUUCGCGGUCACGGACACCGGUCAGCUGUACGGCUGGGGCAUGGGCUCCAACGGCCAGCUGGGGCUGGCCAGCGAGGACGACGUGUACCGGCCCGCCCCGGUGCGGAGCAAGCAGCUGGAGGCCAGGCGGGUGCUGCAGGUGGACGCGGGCGGGCAGCACACAGUGAUCCUGGCCUCGCCCUGAGCCCCCCCGCGUUCGCUCGCGUAGGUGACGGCGUUUCCGCUCGCCUCCGUGCCCGGCUUGAAGAUGGAUCCUGCCGCCGAAGAUCGUGCAUCUUGCGGCCAAACAGUGUCACGUUUGGGACUUUGAAAAAAAAGAAAAGAACUGUGAUAUUGCGGUUUUCGAAACAUUUUUUUUUUUUUUUGCCGCUUUCGUGGAAGUGACGUGUAAUUUUUUUGCUACCGUAAUAGCUCAGUAUUAGCUUUGUUUCUGCAGUGUCAUUUAAUUUAUUUGCUUAACUUGCUUUGUGUGAGUGUCAAAAAUAUGCGAACCUGUGUACGGAACUUGCAAUUUUCCCUUCAAUUUCUGCAUGUGACUUGUGCUUGAAAACAUGUCGAAUAGCCCUUUUUUUUUUUUUUUUUUUUUUUUUUUACAAAAACCUAUACCUAUUAUUCUAUGUGCAUUAAUAGAUUGUUCCAGUACAUUUGUAAAAGGUGGUCAUGAGACACUUGUGUAAAUGUCGUAUGCAGUAAAACGUUAUCACUACAAAUACAAAUAUUAAUCUUUCAGCAAACAUUUUGACAGACGUAUCCUUUUAAGAAACACUAAUUUAAGAACUUUUUCUGCUUAAAAGGGUUUAAGUAUUCAACCCUUAUUUUACAAACAUUGCAAGAUUUAGGUUGCUGUGGAAUACUAAGUAAUUUUUGCAACUGAAAUUCUUAACUUUAAUCCCCCUUUACAGUAGCAUUUAUAAAUUAACAUAUAGAAAUAUUUGAUUUGUAUGAUACAGUACAACUUCCAUGAAAUGCUAAUACUGGUUAUGCAGUAUAAAUUAUCUUUUCUUUUUUACGCGCUCAUUUUUGCUCUUUUUUCCCCUCUACCUUGGAAAUUAAAAACAAAAGUUUCAAUGUAUGUUAGAAUUCAGUAAUAAUUUUUAAAUUUUUACUCUUGUAUAGUGACAUAGGGCUUACAGUAAAAUCUAAUUGCAGAGUACCUGGAAAAACCCACAGGUAAGUUCUCAGCACUGAAAGUUGUUUGUGCUGAACUGAAAAAAGUAUAGAGGUACUUAACAGGGAGAAAAAAAACAGUAACACCAAAAUUUCCCUUUAGAAAAAUGAAAUUGGCCAAAAAAUAAACCCAUAAAUUUUGUCUGUAGCUAUUGCACUCUGGCAUAUUGAAGAAUGACGUUUGCUGCUGCGUACACUGUGUGUGUGUCAAAGUAAGUAAACUACUUGUUAGUCAUGUUAAGUUUGAGUCUAGUACCACAGCUGUAGCAGAAUGCUGCAUAGUCUAACCUUGAUAUUUUUUCUACUUUCUUUCUUUCACAAUUGUGCCUUUUGAUCAGUUUUGAUGAUAUUUUUAUGAGAAUGUGUAAACCGAUAACCAUUUCCCACAAAAGUUAACUAAAGUCCCAUAAGUAAUGUGUUUUUUCCCCCUUAAGCUUAAUUUCUCAAGUGUACUAAACGUAUUUACAAUCCGUUUUCCAACGCGAAAAGAAUGUUCAGCUACGAGGAGUGUCUACUUUCAAGAAAUUUAGCAUUUGGUAAUAAUUAAAUUCGAGGCCUUCAACAUGGGCCCAGUGAGCAGUUUUGCACUAACGUACGUAGUUCAAGCAGUGCAUUAAACUCAAUAAUGUACUCGCUCAUGUACUAAAAUACUCGCUCGUUAACUCACAUCAUGUCCUGUCCUCGCAUAUAAAAAAAUUGCACUACCUAAAGUAGCAUAAGUCAUUCAGUUCAUAGCCAGAUCAUGUAGUUUUUCAACUAAGCCGAGGUUAAGGUGGCAGUAAAUCACCAACGAUCUAAAGUGACUUAAGUGGCGGAGUUACUAGGCAGAGCGUGUAGUUUUUCAGCUAAACUCUUCCCAUCGCUGUAAAUUCACAUCUUCCAGCCGCAAGAUGCAAGUUUGCGAUUAAAAUGCUCUUACUUUCAGGUUUAGAAGUUUUGGUAAAAACUUAUCACAUAUUCCGGUGAAUACGGUAAUUCAUUCUAAAAAAAAAUAACUCAUUCUCUUCCUGCUCUGUGCAACAGCAGCAUAAGUAGAUCCAGGUGUGCAGACUGUGAAAAAGUGGUGUAAGUGCAGUCACAUAAUACUUCUCAUCCUUUGUACAGAAAAAUUGAGUCUCUAGUAUAUUUGUGUUCUAAAAAUGACAGUAGAAAUCUAUUUUUUUUUCAACCCCCUGAAAAUUAAGAGGUUUUUCUCAUUUCAAUAGGAUCAGCUAUUGGUGAUCAGUUUCAAUGUCGCUGUUUUAUAAUUCCAAUCGUGGAGGCUAGUCCAACCAACAAAAGUCGGUAUGAAAAAUACUUAUUUUCCUUUAAUUGCAUAGACAUUACAUGUAUACUAACUGGUCAUGGUUUGGUCUUUUCUUUUCAUGAUUUUGCCUUUUAAGUAGAUGGAUACACAUUUACCGGGCAGUAGCGCAAAGAAGUCUUUUGGAGAAUCCGUUAAAGCAGUUAAGAAGCGGGUAGGAGGUUUAAAGUUGGGAGAAAAAAAAUGCUUUAAAAUAUAAACCAUACUGUGUGUGAUAAGAGAGAACAUUUCCAUUAAGAAUUACCAAUAUUGUAUGUUACGUACACUUGUAAACUGAUACUAAGUUUUAAAUAUUUUUUUUCAAGUGAAACUUGUUUGGGUGCGAUGGGAGUAAAAUUUCAAGGCAGAAUUAUUUUAAUGCAACGUUUUCGUGAAACAUUUGUGGCGCGAAAAGGACAGAGAAUAUGUACUUGGCCAAAGAGAUGUACUUCCAAGUCGAGGUUUGCAUUGCCAAAGAAGUUUCACUUUUAUCAACGUGUACUGAGUUAAACCCGGUGUUCCCCCCCUCCCCUCCACACUAAGUUCUGAUUUUCUCUUGGCAAUGCACAGUUGUGGGUUUUAUUCAAAAGUAAUGUUACAAAAGGCAGUUAAAUUUCUCUUAAAUUAUUUACAGUUUAGAACCCCAUGUCAGCACAUUUCCAAGUCUUCGGGAAGGUAGGUUUAAAAAAAUUACUUGGUAUUGUGUCAAGGCUUCGAUGGUGGUAGCUUUCGUUUUCAAGUUUCAAGCUGAUGGCUAAAAACAGCGGACGAAGCUGUGUAUUUCGGAAAUUCUCAACAGUUAAAAGUCUGCAGUUGGAUUUCAAAGAGUUAGAAAAAUGUUUAAAGCUAAACAGAUCUAUGCGAGCAAAUGCAGCAUUCUAGGUAAUUUUAUGUAAUUUUUUGUUGUUUUACUUGAAUGUUUGUGCCAUACUGUGGCUGGUAAAGUAGAAGUGAGAGUGAAUGUUGCUGAAUGUUAGGUUAUAUAUUUAAAAAAAAAAAAUAGUUGCAUGGGUAUAAAUGUCUAUGUGCAGCAUGGUCAUGAAUGUUGUUAGGUAAGUGGAUUGCUCAGUUGUUGGUGAUGGAGUUCUGCAAGCAAGCUCAGUGCAAUGGAAAUGAAUGUUUCCAGUCGGGUGAUAUGAAAUGUAGCAAUGCACAGACCAUUUCCAAAGCUUGUUUUACGUUAUAUUCAUGCAAAUGUUGCGUGAAAAUGAUUUUUUUUUUUUUGUGUGUUACAUUAAUUUUAAUGUAUUUAUUACUUGAGUGUUGUUUUUUUAUUUUUUACUUGUUUAGUGAAGGGUGAAUGUAUUGUAUUGACGAUUUAGGGAAUAUUUAUCUAAUGUAGCAUCUUUGAUUGGAUUCCUUUGGAUGCAAUGUUUUAAAGUCGGCUAGUUACACUGAAUUUUUUACCCUUCACAUUUAGGAAGUCUAGUUUGUCUCAAAACUGGGAACAGCAAUGUGUACAUUUUCAAGAUCGUGAAUGGAAUAGACGUAAAAGGCAAUAACAUUAGUAAAGUGUUUCAGAAAUUAACUAUAAAAUGUACAUCACUAAAACGCCUAGGAAUUUGCUGACCGUUUAAUUAUGAAUAAUGGCAUUUCACUAGGUUUCUGAGUUCCUGGUUUUGUUUGGAGGUACAUAGUUGUUAAAUUUUGAAAAGAAUAACUUCUCCUUACUUCUAAACCAUUGCUGUAGAGAUGCUGAAUCCACAAGUUUUUCAGGGCAGGUGAUUUUCACUUGAUUAACUGCAAAUAAUCCACGUAGGUACCAACAGUAAAUCUGUUCACUUAAAUUAAUGGGGAAAGAAUAUAUAUAUAUAAAUUUGAGUAAUCAAAAUUAUUAACUAUAAAUAAUAAAACAACUGAAGCAUUACAUUUUAAUUGAUGUGAAUUAAAAAAUGAAAAUUCUGAUUUAAUUUACAGUGUAAACACUAUUAUUUGUUUUAGGUAUUAAUGUGGUUGUUUUUACUGUUAAAGCCAACUUUAAACAAUUAGUUUGCUUAGGAAUAGUGUGUGUUUCAUGUGAGCAAUAACUUUUGAUUUUUUUUUUAUGGAAUGUGAUAAAAUUAAGGGUGUCAUUGUUAAAGAUAUGAUGUAAAUAAAAAAAUAUAAGAAAAAAAA